CUAUUUUUGCAUAACACGUAGCAACACUUAGAACCGUUUGCCAUUUUUGCGGUGUUAAAGGUAUGUUUGAGGCCCCAAAAAGGCCUGCAGUUUUAUAAUUACGUUAAUUAUAUCAGAUUUGUGGAAAUUUGGGCCAAGUAAUUUAUACCAAUGGCAUCUAUGGCACUAAACCCACAAUACGAUGCAAUCGGAAAAGGUUUUGUACAACAAUACUAUGCUCUGUUCGAUGACCCGGCACAACGAGCAAAUCUAGCUAAUAUGUAUAAUGAAACAUCUUUUAUGACUUUUGAGGGAGUUCAAUUACAAGGUGCUGUUAAAAUAAUGGAAAAACUAAAUAGUCUGACAUUUCAAAAGAUUGGUAGACUAAUAACCUCAGUUGAUUCCCAGCCCAUGUUCGAUGGAGGUGUUUUAAUUGAUGUCCUCGGUAGAUUGCAGACCGAUGAUGAUCAACCACAUGCAUACUUCCAAACAUUUGUGUUGAAGCCAAUAGGAAUCUCAUUCUAUGUUGAACAUGACAUGUUCAGACUGGCUCUUCAUGAUGUUUAAGGUGUGACGAGGACCCUCCACAUCCAUACAUGCAAACAUUUGUUUUAAAACCACUGGGAGACUCUUUCUUUGUUCAGCACGACAUAUUCCGCCUCGGCAUCCACGACGUCGCUUAAUUUAUCCGAAUUGCGAUUUACGUAAAGGUUAUAAAUUAUGACUAACUUGCUAUCAUAAUCUGCUUGUUUUGGUUAUCUAGGUGUAAGAUGCUAGUUUGUCCACUACCCACUAAAUUCCAAAUGUUAAUCUACAUAUUUGGCAAAUGUUUUGGCUUCUGAAGUACAAUGGAUGGCUUUUGGAAAGCGGACUCUUUUCAGUUACAUGUAUACAUUUUAUAAAUAAAUACAUUAAUUAUUUUUUUAUAA
Molecule: messenger RNA, 908 nt
Organism: Danaus plexippus (monarch butterfly)
Lineage: Eukaryota; Metazoa; Arthropoda; Insecta; Lepidoptera; Nymphalidae
Gene: Ntf-2
Product: probable nuclear transport factor 2
Exons: 5
Coding region: 151-546 (131 amino acids)
Biological process (GO): protein import into nucleus
Cellular component (GO): nuclear pore central transport channel
Source: RefSeq, a predicted model, not a curated record